AUGCAUCUGAAUGAAGAACUGGAAGCAUCGUACGAAUCACACUCAAAAGCCUGGAACAAACUUUACUAUGCCAGAAUGCACGACCGGCUACCGCGCGAGAUCCGAGAUAUGAUCAAUGCUGAAUUCUGGGAUGAAAACUACUUGACAUGCGGAGAAGGCUAUGAGGUAGCCAUGAAGGCUAAUGACGAACCCACACUUCGCCAUAUAUCGUUACCUCAUCGUAUCCUGCGCAUCUCCCACGUCGUCCUACCAGAGUACGUAGGAGAUGCAGCUGCAAAAGAGAACGUCCAGAUGUGGUACGAGGCCUACGGAGCCAUGACCUGCUCCCGCGACUGGCUCGCACUCGGCCGCCGCAACAUAAGGGAAGAUCUCACAAGAGCUAUAUGCAAAGAUACAUUCGGAGUGGGCUUGGAUCCUGCCACUGCUCUCCGAAAAUUGACCAUCGAAGUCUCCGACACCUCUCUCGUGCUAGACCACGAGCAAUCCGACUUCAAAGAUGCUACCUCACGUCAAGACGCAUUCAACCUGCUUCAUCGCAUCAAGAAGAAGAGAGGGUUCAAGCUCGAGAUCAAUAUUCGCCACGAUUGCAUCCGUCUCAAGAUGUGGCCCGAAAUCCUUGGCCUCCUGCAACCCAUCGUUAAGGUAUUUGAGCAGGAAGGAGCCCACGUUCGUGUUUUGUCUAGUUAUGACCCUCACCGCACGAAUUGCAUGGAUGAGAGCCCGGGGGUUGGCACCGAGAUGGAACACCUGAUCAGGACAUACGAUCCGGUGACUUGGGAGCAGAGUGUGAAGCAGGAAAUGAUCGAUUAUUUCGAGGGGGUGAGACAGUUGCAACUCAUCUGA
Molecule: messenger RNA, 843 nt
Organism: Alternaria metachromatica
Lineage: Eukaryota; Fungi; Ascomycota; Dothideomycetes; Pleosporales; Pleosporaceae
Exons: 2
Coding region: 1-843 (280 amino acids)
Source: RefSeq, a predicted model, not a curated record